Messenger RNA from Patella vulgata (common limpet), 1542 nucleotides. RefSeq names its product ribonuclease H2 subunit B. Gene Ontology annotation, cellular component: nucleoplasm; ribonuclease H2 complex. Gene Ontology annotation, biological process: RNA catabolic process; ribonucleotide metabolic process. The record is from RefSeq and is a predicted model, not a curated record. NCBI's taxonomy places the organism in Eukaryota, Metazoa, Mollusca, Gastropoda, Patellidae. The coding region runs from base 91 to 1023 and encodes 310 amino acids. The transcript has 10 exons.
UUUUACAUUUCCCGCCACAUUUUUAGUAAACGAAAGUAACUUUGAUUAACGGUAUCUAAAAGUAUAAAAAAGUAUAAACAAUAACCCGCCAUGCCAAAACGUCCACCCUCAAGACAGUCAAGUUCUAAAACGAUUCAAGAGGCAGAUCAAUCGCAAUGGGUGUUUCUAAUGAAUGAUAACCUUUUAGAAAUCAGUGGAGAUACUGAAGAGAGACCAGUUAUUUGUCAAUUAAGACAUCCUAAAACAGAUGAAGGUUCUUUAUAUUUGUUUGAUCAACAUGGUAAGGAUGUGUAUGAAAUAAUUAAAUAUAAAGAAGAAUUUAGAUCGUGGUUAAUAGGUGAAUCAGUUCAAAAAGAUGGGGGUAUUAUUUUAACAACACAAAUAGAUCCAGUCUUCCUAGUAUUACCAUAUCUUAUACAACAAGAUAAGUGUAGUAAAUAUAUGACAUUAGAUCAGAUAGUUAUAGAUGAUAAAUAUACAGAAUGUAUAAGAUUACCAGAUUGUAAUGGUUUAAAUGAAUUAACACAAGUAGCUGAUGUUAAAGGUGAGAAUGAUUUCAAGGCAUAUAGAUAUAAUAAAGAUAAAACGUUAUCAUGGUUAAAGGCAAAGGUUGAUAUUUUAACUGAUGGAAUUAUAGAAAAGGGAAUUCAAGUUAUAAGAUCACAGAGUGCUAUGUAUGUUAAAUCUAAUAAAGAAGAGAAUUUGGACAGAGAUGCAUAUGUGAAAUACUCAUAUGGUAUUAUAUCAGACUACCUCCCAUUACAGAUUAGUCAAGAAUUAAAAACCUAUCUGGGUAUACCUGACUGUGAAGAAAAGGUGUCAAACAACCCUGUAGAAGAACCUCCGGCUAAGAGAGUGAAACUAGAAGAUAUAAAACCAUUAGAAGACUAUUCAAAACAAAACGAUGACAAAAAGAAGCCAACACUUUCUAAAAAACUUUCAAUGGCUCAGAAGAAAUUAGAAAAAAUUGAUAAGAAAGGAAUGAAGAGUUUAUCUAGUUUUUUUUCUCCAAAACCUAAAUAAUUUGUUUUACCAUUAUAAAGCCAUUGUUUUGCAUUUACGGACCUUUAAACUGUUCUUUACCAAUCAAUUAGAAUGCCAGUAAAAUGUUGAUAUAUCUUGAGAGCCAGUAGACUUUAUUAUCCAGAAGUUAUUGAAUAGAAACUUUUUAACUAACUGUAAUUUGUCCAAUUUGAAUAUUUGGACCAGAAACCUGGUUCAAGUGCUACUCAUGGCAAGAAGAUCCUCAUGAAACUUUCCAUGCAAGUUCCUUGGACUAUUGUGAAAAAAUUUAAGGACUUGAUUUUUGGUAUGAUGUCGCAAUUCCAACAUCGUGAGGAUGACAUCAUGCACGGUCCUAAAGUUCAAUAGAACACUUGUAUUUGCGUUCUGCAUGUGAGGGCAAAUUAAUUGUCAGUAUCCUAUGAUAAUUAUUGUCUGCACGGUGUGAUUAUGCAUUUUAUUAAUUGGUGCUUGUAUGUAUAGAUCUUACUUAAUUGUAAUAAAAACACUGCCAAAUACCGGUAGAAACUAUAUACUUUA